Messenger RNA from Knipowitschia caucasica, 402 nucleotides. Lineage: Eukaryota; Metazoa; Chordata; Actinopteri; Gobiiformes; Gobiidae. The record is from the annotation of a GenBank genome assembly.
AUGCAAUCUGGACACAGUCUCUGGGUGGAAAUAGGGCACUUCUUCAGCGAAAAGCACAAUGCGGUGCUUACCAAAAUCGAGACGGGCUUCAGCUUGCGUGAGAAAUGGGUGACCGAGCAGUACAUCCUUCCCUGCAAUGUCCGCUACCAGGAAGUCAACUUCGACUUGACGGUUGUGAAUAUUGACUGGAACUUUGGUUUCACCCAGCACCGGAACAUCACCAGCAAUAGCAUCCUGCUCCCUCUCGGAUCUGUCACCAUAGGCCACAGCCACUUUUCCUUAAAUAUCGUCCCGGAAAACAUGCAACGCCUCACCAGCCUGGCGUAUUCUCUGCCUCAGUUCCACUGCAACCGCUGCCGCAUGAUCGGAGGAAGGGCCGUACGCGCUCUCCAGCUCCUGUAG